AUGGACUCUUCAAGUUCACGAUUGGAUAAUGAGGGUGAAUUUGACGAUGAUCUAACCCAUCAAGAUGACCGUCAAAAUGAUAUGGGUGAAAAAUUUGAGAAGUCGAAGGAUUUAAUGACAUUUAUUUCAGAUGAAGAGUUGAAUGAUGAGGAAGAAAAUGUGGUACUACCUGUGGUGUUAAAGGAUGAUGAGAAAGUUGAAGAGCCGAAAGAAUCAAUGACAUUUAGUUCAUUAGAUGAAGUCUGCUCUUAUUAUAGGAAGUAUGCUAAGCAAGCUGGGUUUGGUAUAGCGCAGAGAAGCUCGAGAAAAAAGAAGGGUAGAAAAGGUUACGUAAUGCUUAUAUGUACUCGUGGAGGUGCAGAGCGACCUAAAACAAGUGAUUGUUCGAAGCCAAUUCCAAUUUCAAAUAAAACAUGGUGUGGUGCUAGGAUUUGUGCAAAUUUAUGUGAUGAUGGAACGUGGUUUUUGAGUAAAGUUGAGUUGAUGCAUAAUCAUUCGUUAAGCCCGGGCAAGGCGAGAUUUUUUAGAAGCAAUAAGAAAAUUAGUGAUGCUGCGAAAAGAAGACUUGAGCUAAAUGACAGAGCAGGAAUACGUUUGUGUAAAAAUUUCAAUUCAUUAGUUGUUGAAAGUGGGGCGUUUGAGAAUCUUUCCUUUGGAGAGAGAGAUUGUCAGAAUUAUAUUAACAAGGCAAGAGAACUCAAUCUUGGUAAAGGUGGUGCUCAAGCACUUUGUGAUUACUUCAAAAGAAUGCAAAAGCAGAAUAGUGGCUUCUACUACUUAAUAGAUGUGGACGAUGAUUGUAGGUUAAGAAAUGUUUUUUGGGCUGAUGCACGGAGUAGGGCAGCGUAUGAUUUCUUUGGAGAUGUUAUUACGUUUGACACAACGUAUUUGACCAAUAAAUAUGACAUGCCAUUUGCUCCUUUUGUAGGAGUGAAUCAUCAUGGUCAAUCUAUACUUUUUGGGGCAGGACUAAUUUCAAGAGAGGAUACAGACACAUUUGUGUGGUUGUUUAAAUGUUGGUUGGAGUGCAUGAAUGGCCAAGCCCCUAAAGCAAUUAUGACAGACCAGGAUAGAGCUAUGAAAAAUGGAAUCGCUAUUGGUGCCAUUAAUAAAUGUUUGUAUGACUCUCAAACAUGUGAAGAAUAUGGGGAAAAUUGGAAAGAUCUUCUGGAGAAGUAUAAUCUUCAUGAUAAUGCAUGGUUGAAUGGGUUAUAUAUGGAUAAGACAUUUUGGGUGCCGGCAUACAUGAAAGAUACGUUUUGGGCGGGAAUGAGUACUACACAGCGAAGUGAAAGUAUGAAUGCAUUUUUUGAUGGUUGCGUGCACUCACGAACCACAUUGAAAGAAUUUGUUGAUGAAUAUGAUAACACUUUAAGGAGAAUGGUCGAGAGUGAGGCACGUGCUGAUUUCGAUUCUUUCAAUCGCACAAUCCCAUGUAUAAGUGCCUUGCAAUUAGAGAAACAGUUUCAAGUUGUUUAUACAAAUGCGAAGUUCAAAGAAGUACAUGAGCAGUUUGUGAAAAUGAUGUCUUGUAAUAACGCUCUUCUCAAAAGUGAAGGUGCGAUUUCUACCUUCGAAGUUGUUGAAUAUGUUGCAGUUGGAGAUCACUUAAUAGAAAAGACAUUUCUUGUUUACUUCAAUGAAAAUGAACUCGAAGUGAAGUGCACAUGUGCAUUGUUUGAAGUAAAAGGCAUCCUAUGUAGGCAUUCACUUUCCGUGUUACAGACAAAGAAAGUGACAACUCUGCCACAAAGAUAUGUUCUUGACAGAUGGAGGAAAGAUAUUAAGCGAGAGUACUCGAAGGUUAAGAGUAGUUAUGAUGCCAUUAGUGAUAAUCCACAUGCCCAAAUACAUGACAAAGUGAGAAACAAUUUGGAAGAAUUACUGUCGCUCACGUCAGUAAACACGGAGAAACGUUGCAUGGAACUAAUGGAAAAAAUUGAUCAAUUAAAAGAGUCGUGGCGUUGCGAAAAUCAAUCUUUUGGCAUUCCAGCUACUGUCGCAUCUUCUAGCUGCAAAAAUGUGCUUAGUCCUGUGAAGAUUGACUGUAAAGGGAGACCACGAACAAAGAGAAAGGUGUCUGUUAUAGAAACAGUGGUGAAGAAAUCCAAAGCAUCGAGCAAUCCACCAAGAAACAACAAUGAUAAAACGAAGAAACGAAAAAAUCAAGCCUCCAAAUCAACGGAAAAUCAAGACAACACUAGUCAAUCUCCAUUGCCUUCUGUGCCUUCUGCAGCUCACGAUCAUAGUACUCAGGAUUCCGUCGCUUCGUCAUCGACAGUUGCUCACACGUUCAGUGGUCACUAUCAUUCUAUUCUUUCUCAGGUGAAUUUGUCAAUGGACCCCAUAUAUUUGUUAUCUACAUUGAUAAGCCAACACAAAUACCAAGAGGCUUUCAGUACAGCCUUACAAAUGCGUGAUGUGUCAAUUGUGAAUUGGCUAUGCUCCCAGGUUGAUAUACGGUGGGUCUUGACUAUGGAUCCUCUGCCUUUGAGUCAAGAAGUAUUACUCCAGUUGUUCUGGCUUUUACCCUAUUGUUUCAAUACCAACCCAACCGAAAUAAUUGCUUGGAUGACAGACGUUUUUAAUUCCAUAAUUCCAACUGAUCCGGCAAUUGAAAUGCAUGUGCGCAACAUCUUCAAUCAAGUCUAUGCCGCACUUAAUCAUAUAAGUGUCCUGCCUACAAUUACUGAUGCUAUGCGGUUGCUCAAAGGCCGCAGUAUUCCUGGUAAAAUAUUGCUGACUAGAAGAUUAGAUCCACUAGAUAAAUCAAGUUCACAAGAAUGGUCUCCCGAGUAUAUAAGGAGCUUUUCAGAAAAUGAGGCUGGUUCUAGUGAUCGCAUGGCCAAGGCAGUAGAGGUAUAG
This is a messenger RNA of Alnus glutinosa, 2865 nucleotides long. RefSeq names its product protein FAR1-RELATED SEQUENCE 4-like. Bases 1 to 2865 code for a protein of 954 amino acids. The transcript has 8 exons. Gene Ontology annotation, molecular function: zinc ion binding. The record is from RefSeq and is a predicted model, not a curated record. Lineage: Eukaryota; Viridiplantae; Streptophyta; Magnoliopsida; Fagales; Betulaceae.